Messenger RNA from Cylicocyclus nassatus, 981 nucleotides. The record is from the annotation of a GenBank genome assembly. NCBI's taxonomy places the organism in Eukaryota, Metazoa, Nematoda, Chromadorea, Rhabditida, Strongylidae.
AUGAGGGCCACACUACUCUUUAUAUGCAUAAGUUCUGCUCUGGCUCAAUCUGGAGGAAAUGGUAGCGUUCAAGUGCAGUCGGUUGGCACGAAUUUAGCUGAGCAGGCUAAAAACGCUGGAUCAGGACUUCUUGCAAAGCUCAAAGACAAACUGGGUGAUGUAAAGGAAAAGGUACAGCAGGGACUGACUGCAAUUCAGCCUAGUCAACCCACUCCGGCUGUCAACGACUCGGUACCGCCAGUGCCGGAUUUGGAAAAUGGACAAGCGCAAGUCCAAGCUCCACCCGGCUUCAUCCAACAAUUACAGAAUUCUAUGUCAAACUUCAUUUCCAAUAUGAAGGAUGCUCCCAACCCCUUUCCCUUCCUCAACCUAAACAAUCCCGGGAGUCCCGCAGCUUUGCUUGGCAAUGUGAGCAAAGAAGGACUCGAAGACCUCAAGAACAUGACACAAGGAGUUGCCAACUACACCAUGGCUGAAAUGAAAGAGAAGAUGACAGCAUGGGCAAGCAAGUAUGGCGUAAAGGAGCAAUUGGACAAUUUCGAAACCGAACGAGAAUCGAAGAAAACGGAAAUUCUUGCAAAUGCACACACGAAUGUGAACAUUCUGCCUUCACUUUUUCAACAGUUGACAAGCAUCAUCCAGAACGAGACUUUAACAAUUCCGGAAUUUACGAAAGCGAUCAAUGAUUACUUCCAGUCCCUGGAGCCUAUUCAGAGACAUAUUGUAUCAAACAUCAUAGCAGCUACGGCCAUGGAUACGCUACUGUUCAUUCCCCGGCAGUUCCCUGGAGCUCGCCCAAUAGAGAGUUUCAAAAUGUUCAAAGGCAUGAAUGACGAAGAACGCAGGCCAAAUCUCUUUCCUGGUGCUACAAAACCACAGAUGAUGAGCGCUGCGGAAGGAAAGAACGCAAAAAUUGCAUUGCCUUCUGUUGGGAACAAUGUCCGGAAGGAAGACAUGACUACAAAAGUGCAGAUAGCAUAG